Molecule: messenger RNA, 751 nt
Organism: Polistes dominula (European paper wasp)
Lineage: Eukaryota; Metazoa; Arthropoda; Insecta; Hymenoptera; Vespidae
Product: BLOC-1-related complex subunit 8 homolog
Cellular component (GO): BORC complex
Source: RefSeq, a predicted model, not a curated record
UCAUAAAACAGCUGAUUUACACGUUGACUUAUAUUUGUUUACUUUAUGCCUCAUUUUUAUAUACAUCAAAUAAUAUCGAAAUAAAUAUUUCUUUAUAGGUUAAAAUAGAAUAUUUAAACAAGUUAUUACGUUAUUAUUGAAUAAUAACAAUUUCUUGAUAAAAAAAAUGACAGCAAAGGUGUAUCAACCUGAUCAAGAGUUAGAAACUAAAGUGAAGAAAGCAACGGAAAGAAUAUCUGAGAAUAUGCACAUAGUAGCAAACGAGCCAUCGUUGGCAUUUUAUCGGCUUCAAGAGCACGUUAGAAAAGCUUUACCACCGAUGGUGGAAAAACGAGUUGAAGUAUUGGCUCUUCAGCAACAACUUUUAGGUAGAUGCUAUGACGUGGAGUAUGGUGUUAGUGCGAUCAAAGGAAUGCACAGUGCUGGAAAAAGUUUUGAAAAUACUUUGGAAUUUAUUAAAAAUGCUAUAUUUUUCAAGCAACAAUUGAAAUAUGAAGAACAACGUAGACAUAAAAAGGAUGGAAAUAGAGAUUCUGUUUACAAAAGACUUUCAGCACAUAUUCCUACGUUGGAUCAUUUACCAGAUGAGAUAUCUGAUGUUGUUAGAGAAACUGCAAAUAGAGUAGAAUCUAUGAUGAAUCAUGCUAGACAUUCUGGAGAAUUGCAAAGAACUAAUACUGUUCAUAAUUAAAAUGAAAACAAGAUUUGUUUGUUUAUUCUAUAUUGGUUUAGAAUUAUAAUGUUUUUUUUU